Molecule: messenger RNA, 972 nt
Organism: Cavia porcellus (domestic guinea pig)
Lineage: Eukaryota; Metazoa; Chordata; Mammalia; Rodentia; Caviidae
Gene: Ube2l6
Product: ubiquitin conjugating enzyme E2 L6
Exons: 4
Coding region: 129-590 (153 amino acids)
Source: RefSeq, a predicted model, not a curated record
ACUUCCCAAGCUGGGAAUGAUUACACGCCCACUCGCGUUAGAGGCGGGUAGAGGCGGGGCACGAGUUCAAACCGAAGGUGCUGUCUAGCAGCAGGUUCCGCGGCAGGCGUCUGCGAUCCGGGACCGAGAUGUCGGCGAGCAAGCGAGUGGCGAAGGAGCUGGAAGCCCUGCAGCAGGAGGCACCCCCAUACUUGCGGAACCUGCGCAGAGAGAAUGCCAACGUCCUGGUGUGGCACGUACUCCUCCUGCCUGAGCAGCCUCCCUACAGCCUCAGAGCCUUCCACCUGCGCCUUGACUUCCCCAGGGAGUACCCCUUGCUGCCCCCCACGGUGACCUUCCUCACCAGGAUCUACCACCCCAACGUGGAUGAGCAGGGCCGGGUCUGCCUGCCGCUGCUCAGCAGCCAGAACUGGAAACCUCACACCAAGGCGCGCCAGGUCUUGGAGGCCCUCAGUCUCCUGGUGAACAGGCCGAACCUGGAAGAGCCCAUGCAGCUGGACCUGGCGGAGCUGCUGGCACAGAGCCCGGAUCUGUUCUGGAGGAGGGCUGAGGAGAUGACGCUACAGUUUGGGGAGGACCGGCCUUCCUGAUCAUACCCAUCCUGCACUUGAUGGGCUACAAACCUCAUGGACUGCAGGCCCCUGGCAGUCCCCUGGCAGUCCAUCUAGGCUCCUCUCUCACCACCAAUGUGGAGUCUAUGUACAGGUGGGAGGACAUGUGUGAGGUGUGUGGACUCGCCCCCCCCCCCCCAGGCAUGCAGAGCUUCCCCCACCCUGGUCUCCACUGAGCCCACAGUUUAGACUGAGGCACCAGGGUGGGCGGUGGAGGGGGAAGUCAGGGGUCUGGGUGGGAGCAGAGGCAUGGUGGUGUUGUGUUUCCAUGUGAGGGACUGAAGUCCCCGAAGCCCUCAGGUGUAGGCAGAUGUUGGCACCAAAUCACCAAUAAAUCACAAAAUAAAGACUCCAACCUCCA